Molecule: messenger RNA, 2406 nt
Organism: Lacerta agilis (Sand lizard)
Lineage: Eukaryota; Metazoa; Chordata; Lepidosauria; Squamata; Lacertidae
Gene: SOX10
Product: SRY-box transcription factor 10
Exons: 4
Coding region: 224-1609 (461 amino acids)
Biological process (GO): morphogenesis of an epithelium; peripheral nervous system development; enteric nervous system development
Cellular component (GO): nucleus
Molecular function (GO): DNA-binding transcription factor activity, RNA polymerase II-specific; RNA polymerase II cis-regulatory region sequence-specific DNA binding
Source: RefSeq, a predicted model, not a curated record
ACAGAGACAUUCAUCCAGGGUAUUAGGAAAAACCAAGCCUCCCCUUAGGAAUGGCACUUGUCUGAGAGUUUCCUCAGCACACAGCUCCUGAAAAGCCACCAGGCUUGUGAAAGGAGAACAGAGGGGCUAUUGGGAUACAAAUUACAGCUCUCUCAGGAUUUGCCCGACAGAGCGGCCGAUUUGGAAGACGUUGGUACCUGAGGAGUAAAACAAAGAGGAAACAAUGACAGACGAUCAAGACCUUUCUGAGGUGGAGAUGAGUCCUGUGGGUUCUGAAGACCACCACUGCCUCUCUCCAGGACCUUCCAUGGCAUCAGAUGCUAGCUCUCACCUUAGCAACACCAGCAGCGGUGAGAUGGGGAAGGUGAAGAAGGAACAGCAGGACUCAGAAGCGGACGACGACAAGUUCCCAGUGUGCAUCAGGGAGGCAGUGAGCCAGGUGCUGAGUGGCUACGACUGGACCCUGGUGCCCAUGCCUGUGCGGGUCAAUGGGAGCAGCAAGAGCAAGCCCCAUGUCAAGCGGCCCAUGAAUGCCUUCAUGGUGUGGGCGCAAGCGGCCCGGAGGAAGCUGGCAGAUCAGUAUCCUCACCUCCACAAUGCAGAGCUUAGUAAGACGCUUGGGAAGCUCUGGAGGUUGCUGAAUGAAAGCGACAAGCGUCCCUUCAUUGAGGAGGCGGAGAGGCUGCGAAUGCAGCACAAGAAGGACCACCCUGAUUACAAAUACCAGCCUCGCCGGCGGAAAAAUGGCAAGGCCGCCCAGGGUGAAAAUGACAGCCAGGCCGAGGGGGAAGCUGGUGGAGCAGCUGCAAUACAGGCGCAUUACAAGAACGCCCAUUUGGACCACAGGCACCCUGGGGAAGGCUCUCCCCUGUCUGACGGGCACCCUGAACACCCCUCAGGUCAGAGCCACGGACCUCCCACACCGCCGACCACUCCAAAGACAGAACUGCAGUCCGGUAAGGCUGACUCCAAGAGGGAGGGGCGUUCCCUUGGGGAAGGAGGAAAGCCACACAUCGACUUUGGCAAUGUGGAUAUUGGGGAGAUCAGCCACGAAGUGAUGUCCAACAUGGAGCCCUUUGACGUCAACGAGUUUGACCAGUACCUGCCGCCGAAUGGACAUGCUGCUCACCCAGGCCAUGUCGGAGGCUAUGCCACAGCAGCUGGCUAUGGCCUUGGGAGUGCCCUGGCUGCAGCCAGUGGACACUCGGCCUGGAUCUCCAAGCAGCAUGGAGUCUCCUUGUCUGCUGCCACAUCAUCGGUGGUAGACUCCAAGGCACAAGUGAAAACAGAGGGCUCUGCUCCGGGGGCCCAUUACUCUGACCAGCCCUCCACUUCACAGAUAGCAUACACCUCUCUCAGUUUGCCCCACUAUGGCUCAGCUUUCCCCUCUAUAUCCAGGCCUCAGUUUGACUAUCCUGACCACCAGCCCUCAGGACCCUACUACGGCCACUCCAGUCAGGCUUCCGGCCUCUACUCGGCCUUCUCCUAUAUGGGGCCCUCCCAACGGCCCCUAUAUACUGCCAUCUCUGACCCAGCACCUUCAGUGCCACAGUCUCAUAGCCCCACACACUGGGAGCAGCCUGUAUAUACGACCCUCUCGAGACCCUAGGGAAUGGGGAGCAGUGACCAAAGCAGCAGCGGAAAGGCUCCGGAGAAUCAGCCCCAGAAGACGAGCCUCCGGGUCCCGAGGUCAUUCGGUGUAACCCAGUCGCCAGAACCCACAGAAUAUCCGGGCGUGUCUAUCUUGACCGCAGUUAUCGAUGGCUCACCUGGCCGGAGGAAGGUUCCCACCCACCCCCCACAAUCCCAGUCCUUGAUUGGCUUCCAAAGUCCCGUGGGCCUUCUAGAUGAGGACGAUUCUAGGCACGGAGCAACUAGUCAUGGUGGGUUUUUUUGUUUUUGUUCAGCAGUUCAAGGGUUUAAAAUAAAAUAAAAUUGAGAGAUAAUCCCUUCCCUUCUCUCCCCAUCCCUGAAGUUGUCCAGAACAUCAUCCUGAUGGUUUAGAAAGAAACACAAUGGACACAAUUCUGCCACUCGCUGUGGGUGAAGGCUAGGUGGGCACCCUGGUGGGGUAAUGUUACAGGUGGAGAAGUAGAAUGGUGCAGCCGUCCAAUAUGGACCAUGCUCUAGGACAUUCCUGCUUCAGAGUCGCACAUGCAUGAAAUGUUGCUCCCCAUUGGAAGACCAACCUAUGCUUGCUUUUCCUGUUGAUAUUUGGCACCUGCGCCCACUUUCCCUUAUCCAUUCCAUCGCCUCUCUGCUGCCUGGCUCUCUUAAGACUUAACUACACAGUACUUUGGACUCAGGAACUGCAUUAUAUGCUCUGGCCACCUUUGCAUCGCAGCAUGUAAGCAUGUGCAUACAUGCUGGUCCCCUGGACCGUAAAAAAAAAAAAAGCAAAUGGGA